GGCAGUCUAAAGCAUAUCAGGAGCUUGAUCAAGUAAUUGGUCAUUCUUGUUUACCAGAAGUUUCUGAUGAACAAAAUAUUUCUUAUAUACGUGCUAUGAUUAAAGAAGGUCAAAGAUAUUCAAACUCUAUUGUGAUUUUAAAUCAAUAUGGAAUUCAUAUGAAUGAAAAAAGAUAUGAGAACCCUAAAGAGUUUAAAUCUGAAAGGUUUUUAGGAGUUACAGAAAGCAGUGUAGCUUUAACAAAUGGAAAUUAUGAAAAUAGAGACCAUUUUGGAUUUGGAGCUGGAAGAAGGCUCUGUACUGGAAUGCAUAUGGCUGAGGGGGAACUUUUAUUAGGAGUUUCUCGUCUUUUAUGGUGUUUUAGAAUAGAGAAUGCCUCACCAUUAGGUAAGGAUGGUAAACCGAUACCAACUGAUUUAGAUAAAGCACGCAUUGGUAUUACUAUUUGGCCUGAAGAGUAUCAUUAUAGGUGA
Racocetra persica is the source of this 473-nucleotide messenger RNA. Lineage: Eukaryota; Fungi; Glomeromycota; Glomeromycetes; Diversisporales; Gigasporaceae. The record is from the annotation of a GenBank genome assembly.